UCGUGAAAUUUUUUGCAGCAUAUUGGCAGGUUGUGAGCCUCAGCUGGCCUCAGGCUUCGGUUUAUUCGCGACUACUUUCCAAAUCGUGAGAAUCGAAAUUAAGAGAAGAAAGUAGUGAAAAUCAGAAGAAAUGGCUAAAUUCACCACAACGUUUUACAAUCUCGUUCUCAAACGAACGUCUACGUUUUCGUUGGCAGUUUUAGCUUCUGUUUUCAUGUUCGAGAGAGGCUUUGAUGUUCUCGCGGAUAAGAUUUUCGACGAAGUUAAUAAAGGGAAACUGUGGAAGCACAUCAAGGAUAAAUACGAGUGAAUGGCAUCCUUUAAAGAAAGAUUACGUGUUAGUUCUUAUUAAUACAUAUGUCGCCCUCACACAUGUAAAUAAAUAAGAAAUUGAGUCAAUA
Molecule: messenger RNA, 401 nt
Organism: Dinoponera quadriceps
Lineage: Eukaryota; Metazoa; Arthropoda; Insecta; Hymenoptera; Formicidae
Gene: ox
Product: cytochrome b-c1 complex subunit 9
Exons: 2
Coding region: 131-310 (59 amino acids)
Biological process (GO): mitochondrial electron transport, ubiquinol to cytochrome c
Source: RefSeq, a predicted model, not a curated record